This is a messenger RNA of Danio rerio (zebrafish), 2514 nucleotides long. RefSeq names its product zgc:154046. Gene Ontology annotation, molecular function: acyltransferase activity; carnitine O-octanoyltransferase activity; carnitine O-acetyltransferase activity. Gene Ontology annotation, biological process: fatty acid metabolic process. Gene Ontology annotation, cellular component: peroxisome; mitochondrial inner membrane; endoplasmic reticulum. The record is from RefSeq and is marked provisional. Lineage: Eukaryota; Metazoa; Chordata; Actinopteri; Cypriniformes; Danionidae.
CUCAUAAUGUCGGGGACACCCACUUCAGCUGUCAACUGAAAUCUACAGGAUUCGCGUGGAAUUAUGCUGUGUCUCUUAAGCAGAACAGCGGCAAGGACGGGCCUGGUGAAACAUUGCCGUCUACUGAGUCCCAUACCAGUUGUCCAAAUUUCUGACCGGUCGCUGUUACAUCAAGAAAGUCUGCCAAAGCUACCCGUUCCUCCACUGAAGCAAACAUGUUCUCGAUAUCUGGCCUUGCUCGAACCACUAAUCAGUGAGGAGGAGAUGGCACACACAUGCAAGCUCAUGGACGAAUUUCUACAACCUGGUGGUGUAGGAGAGAGACUUCAAAAGAGUUUGGAGAGACGGGCGCGCAAAACUGAAAACUGGCUCUCUGACUGGUGGAUGCAGUCUGCCUACCUGGAUUCUCGAAUGCCUGUGGUAGUGUACUCAAGUCCAGGGGUUGUUUUACCCAAAAUGCACUUUCAAGAUCGUCAAGGACAAAUGAGGUUUGCUGCUAAACUAAUUGCUGGGGUUUUGGAUUUCAAAAAAUUGAUAGAUAGUAAAACAUUGCCUGUGGAAUAUCUGGGUGGCAAGCCUUUGUGCAUGGACCAGUAUUACCAGGUGCUCUCUUCAUGUCGGAUCCCUGGACCCAAGAGGGACAGUGUGGUAAACUAUGCUACUGGAAAGACCCCGUCUACGCAUAUUACAGUGGUUCACAACUUUCAGUUCUUUGUUUUGGAUGUGUACAACAGUGAUGGUUCACCACUGACUGUUGAUCAGAUCUAUGUUCAACUGGAAAAGAUCUGGAACACUUCCCUUCAGACCAAUAAAGAGCCUGUUGGCAUCCUGACCUCAAACCACCGUAACACCUGGGGCAAGGCUUACAACAACCUUAUCAAGGACAAGACAAAUAAGGAGUCGGUACGGGCAAUCCAGAAGAGUAUCUUCACAGUGUCUCUUGAUGCUCCGAUGCCACGUGUGUCAGAUGAGAUGUACCAUAAUAAGGUUGCAGCUCAAAUGCUCCAUGGUGGAGGCAGUCGCUGGAACAGUGGUAACCGUUGGUUUGACAAAACUCUGCAGUUCAUAGUUGGGGAGGACGGAUCAUGUGGACUCACCUAUGAACAUGCGCCAGCCGAGGGACCUCCUAUUGUUUUCUUGGUGGAUCAUGUUGUUGACUAUAUGAAGAGAACUGAGAUGGUGAGAACUCCCAUGAUUCCACUUCCUAUGCCAUUAAAGCUUCGAUUUAACAUCACGCCAGAAAUCAAGAAGGACAUUGAGAAAGCCAAACAGAACAUGAACAUCAUGGUCCAUGACCUAGAUGUUCGAGUGCUCAACUUUUCACAAUAUGGAAGAAAGUUCCCAAAGUCUCAUAAACUGAGUCCUGAUGCAUUCAUUCAAAUGGCACUGCAGUUGGCAUAUUACAGGAUGUAUGAGACAUGCUGUCCAUCCUACGAGAGUGCAUCUUUACGCAUGUUUAAACUGGGCAGAACAGAAGCCAUUCGAUCCACCACCACAGAAUCGUUGCAGUUCACAAAAGCCAUGGAUGAUCCAUCAAAAAAUAAUAUUGAGAAAGCAGCACUGCUCAAAAAUGCGAUUAAAGUCCACAGAGAGCUCACAUACAUGGCCAUCCAUGGGCAGGCUAUAGACAGGCACAUGUUGGGCCUAAAGAUGGUGGCCAUUGAGGAUCUGACAUCUUUACCCGAGAUUUUCAUGGACACAUCAUUUGCUGUGGCUUCACAUUUUAACCUCUACACAAGUCAGGUUGGAUCAAAGACUGACUGCGUAAUGUGUUUUGGACCCAUGGUUCCUGAUGGUUAUGGUGUCUGUUACAAUCCUAUGGAUGAUCAUAUCAACUUUGCUGUGACUGCUUUCAAUAGCUGUGAAGAAACCAAUGCCACUAAAUUGUCCACGUUUCUAACGGAUGCACUUCUGGACAUGAAGAAUCUUCUAGACCAGGUGACUAAGGACCAGUGAGUGAUGACACAGCUGUAAUGGCAAAAUAAACGUUCGCACAAGCGUUUCAGACUGAAGGCUUUUCAAUGUAUUUGAACUGACAUCUACAGUAUUGAUGGUUUGAUUUCUGUUUCAUAUCUGUUACUGUGGUGUGUUAUUUUGUUACUUCUGUAUGCGACUUAGAAAACUAUUCUGAAAUUGUUUACAUUGGACACAAGCAGUGUGAUAAGACUGCAGAUAAUGGAACCUAUCAACAGAGAUUCCGCUGGGACUGGUUGAAGGGCAACACAAUUUAACAAUAAGCAUAAACUGAUGCCUUAUGCUGUUUAUGAUAUUAAGACUAAGGAAAAUUUGCAAGAGGUUCUUUGUCGUGUUCAGUGCUGAUAGCUUGUAACUAUCAAUUGACCAGCAUAUUAGUUUGCUUACCUUGAAAUUUGAACUGUUUGAUCUGGUGUUUUAAUUUUUUUGCUCUGUUUAAAUCUAAAUUUAGAAUGUUUAUUUUGCCAGCAAAUAUCGUUUUUCUUUAGGUGAACAAUUAAUUAAUGCAGGUUAAUCCAAUAAAAAAAGUCUUUGUUGGUA